UUUUAUUAUUAGUUUCUCGUCCUUUUAUUUCUCUGUUUUCAUAGAUCUAUUUUUCUUUCUCCUCUCGACCUCGAGUUUUGGUUUAGGGUUUCAAUCGAGAUCUUGACAUGGCGGGUGCUGGAAUCCACCCAUAUCACCAGCAAUGGCCGCCGGCACCAGCACCUCCGCCCCCACCAGCCGCAGCAGCAGCCGCUCCUCCACCACCUCCUUCUGUCCACCAUCCUCCUCCACCUGCUUCCUCUCAUGACGAGGUUCGGACUAUCUUCAUUACGGGUCUUCCUGAAGAUGUUAAAGAGAGAGAGCUACAGAAUUUGCUGAGAUGGCUUCCAGGUUAUGAGGCUUCGCAAGUGAACUACAAGGGAGAAAAGCCCAUGGGUUUUGCUCUCUUCUCAAGUGCACAACUUGCAGUUGCUGCAAAAGAUUCCCUUCAGGACAUGCUUUUUGAUGCUGAGUCAAAGUCGGUAUUGCACAUAGAGAUGGCAAAGAAGAAUCUAUUUGUUAAAAGAGGUAUAGUAGCAGAUUCUAAUGCAUAUGAUCAAAGCAAACGUUUGCGAACUGGUGGUGAUUAUUCACACAGUGCUUAUACAGCUCCAUCUCCAUUUCACCCUCCUCCUGCUCCUGUUUGGGGACCACAAGGGUAUAUGGCUCCAACUCCUCCUCCAUAUGAUCCGUAUGGAGGUUAUCCUGUUCCUCCAGUACCAAUGCCAACCCCUGCUCCUGUACCGGCUCCAAGCAGUUACGUGCCUGUUCAGAAUACCAAAGAUAACCCUCCUUGCAAUACCUUAUUUAUUGGCAAUCUUGGAGAGAAUAUUAAUGAGGAAGAACUAAGGGGCCUAUUCAGUGUUCAACCUGGUUUUAAGCAAAUGAAGAUCUUGAGACAAGAAAGGCAUACUGUCUGCUUUAUAGAGUUUGAAGAUGUCAAUACUGCAACCAAUGUGCACCACAAUUUACAGGGUGCUGUGAUCCCUAGUUCUGGUUCUGUUGGCAUGCGAAUACAAUAUUCUAAGAAUCCUUUUGGUAAAAGGAAGGACUCUGGUCAUCCCAUUGCUUCCCCUGGUGCAAAUGGUGCUCCACCAUCAAUGACUUACCAGUAGAUCAAGGGGAUGUUCUCUGUUUUCUGUGCUCCAACAAAUACAACUGUUACAUGCUAGGAUGCAUCUUGCAGCUGUUGCAUGCAUCCAUUUCAUUGUCAACAUCAGCAUUAGCAUCUCUUCUCAUGUGUUUGAAUGCACAUAGUUGUUUCAUGAACACACCAUUUGCUCAUGUUAUAUCAGUUUACCUAAGACAUGCAUUUGUCUGCAGCAUGCGUUAUGGCAGGUUAACUUUAUAGGGUUUGAGAUAACUUUUAACAUUUGUAGAAGUAGCACAUUAUCUACAGUUUUGGGUAUUUUGCGUGCUAUUCUACCUCAUAUUCAACAUUGACCAUACCAUGAUGCUGGACUACUGUUGUCCUAUAUUAGGUUCAACCGCAUCACGCAGCAUACAUCUGGAGUUUGAUUUAAAUACAUUACAUUACUAACAUGACAUUCAAAGAUAAUCCUCAGUUUCAUUUCAUGGCAGUAUUUUGAUUUAAAAAGCGUAGAAAAUCAUACCAUUUUUCAUUCUGUACGUUUAAUUGUUAGAACCAUUGCCGUAGCCAUAGACACUAUUCGUUCCAGUCAAGUGGAAAAAAAUGAUUAACAUGUUUUUACCAUAUUAGGGUCUUCAAAGCAUAACUAUAGGAACAAUUUUGGGAAGAUGUAUGCCACUGUGAUCUAAAUACAUUACAUUAAUAACAUGACAUUCUAAGAUAAGCCUAAUUUUCAUAUCAUGUCACUACUAUGAUCUGAAAAAGCGGUAGGAAAGCAUAGCAUUGCUCAUUUAUUAUGAGGAAGUAUUAUGACCAUUGCCAUAGCCUUAGACACACCAUAUGCUUCCAGUCAAGUGAAAGGACGGUUAUCAUCUUGUUAGCAUUUAUUUGUAAGGUCUUCAAAGCAUAACUUUAAGGGCAUUAGAAAGAUGUAUGCCGCUGUGAUUUAUAUGCAGGAUAAGCUACUCUGUAUGAGCAUUGAGGUGAAGGGUACUUCAGCUGAUAUGUUUGUUUCAGGUAAUGUUUUAGUGGUAGUCAAGAGUUGAAACAUCCCCAUGCGGAUGUUCGGUUGACAGCUCUUAGGUUGCAACGGGUGUCGAGGUUGUUCUAUGUUCUAACUGCCCGUUUUCCAUUGCUCUUUAUUUUGGAAGAAGUCUUGGGUCUUUCUUCUAUUUUCUUCUUUGUAAAUGGUAUAUGAUGAUGCAGUUAGAGUGAUGGAGUUUUGUGGACAGGGCACAAGCUUAGGGUAGGGUGAAAAGAAAUGGGAAAAAUGGUAAAAAAGACAUGGGACGGUUAAUGUUUUGCACUUGCAGUGAAUUAAAAGAAUUUUCUAACA
Theobroma cacao (cacao) is the source of this 2405-nucleotide messenger RNA. RefSeq names its product RNA-binding (RRM/RBD/RNP motifs) family protein. The record is from RefSeq and is a predicted model, not a curated record. Lineage: Eukaryota; Viridiplantae; Streptophyta; Magnoliopsida; Malvales; Malvaceae. Gene Ontology annotation, molecular function: RNA binding.